AUGUUAAUCAAUAACUUAAAGAAUUUCACAUUUUCAUCUGGAAAUCAAUUAAACUUUACAAUGAUUUCAAAAGAUUCAACUAUUUCAAUGAACAAUUCAAAUAUUAAAGAUUCAUUCAAUCAAAUCAGUGGUACAACAAAAGUUGUAAAACCUUUCUGGGCUGUCUGUAAAAUUUCACAAAAAGAAUAUCAAUUUAUUCUUUAUCUUUCAAAAGAAUAUCUGACUUAUUAUAAAUACGGUAUCCAAGUUGGAAAGACGUUUGCUAGAUCAUGCCCACUUAACUUGGAAUUUGUAAAACCAAUCACCACAGCAGUCUGUAAUAUGUCACCAUGGAUUUCUAGCACUUCUAAUAUUGUUAAAAUGGUCUCUGUGAUUGCUAAUACAUAUAAUUUGUGGUAUAAAGGUUGUGAACCCUAUCAAUUUGGGUUCUAUCUAUUUGAAGAGAAAUUAACAAAUAUAAUCAUACCUAAAUACGUAUCAAAUAUAAUCGAUAUGAUCAUAUCUUGGAGUUAA
Messenger RNA from Heterostelium album PN500, 513 nucleotides. RefSeq lists its product as uncharacterized. Bases 1 to 513 code for a protein of 170 amino acids. The transcript is spliced from 6 exons. The record is from RefSeq and is a predicted model, not a curated record. NCBI's taxonomy places the organism in Eukaryota, Evosea, Eumycetozoa, Acytosteliales, Acytosteliaceae.